Molecule: messenger RNA, 876 nt
Organism: Phytophthora infestans T30-4
Lineage: Eukaryota; Oomycota; Peronosporomycetes; Peronosporales; Peronosporaceae
Product: Zinc (Zn2)-Iron (Fe2) Permease (ZIP) Family
Exons: 2
Coding region: 1-876 (291 amino acids)
Biological process (GO): zinc ion transmembrane transport
Cellular component (GO): membrane
Molecular function (GO): zinc ion transmembrane transporter activity
Source: RefSeq, a predicted model, not a curated record
AUGAUACAAACCGGACACUCUGUUGGGGUCGCAUUCGCGCUUAACAUUGCGGCGGGGAUCGCUACGAUCCUCGGUGGUAUGGUUGUCUUGAACAGGCAUCUCGUCCAUUUGGCGAAUCCGCGUAGCCUGGCGAUCGCUCUCAGCAUUUCAGCGGGUGUAAUGAUGUUCAUUUCGCUGGUAGAGAUCUACGGCGAGUCGGUGCAUUUACUAACGGAGGGCUUCAAGACGGAUGAAAUGUCGGAGGAGACGGCUACGGGACACGGGUGGCUCGCUGCUACUGCAUGCUUUGCAGUCGGAAUCGCUCUCAUCUACGCUAUCGACGUGGUUGUGCACAAGAUCUCUCCUGUACAUGAAAUGACGGAGAUCGACAACCUGAAUUCUAACCGCGAAUCGUUAGAGCUCAGCAAGGACAACGAAAGCUUCCAUGCUCUUGAGCCGGGAUCCCAGACACCCAACGCGCACUAUGUCAAGAUGGAUCCCAAAGCGAAGCUUGCACUACAACGCAUGGUUGGGCUCUCACUCGCAGUUGGUAUCGGCCUCCACAACAUUCCGGAAGCCAUUGCUGUUGCUGCUCCUAUCUACUUUGCGACUGGAUCCCGUUGGCGUGGCAUCAUGUGGUGCACUAUCUCAGCGUGCGCCGAGCCGAUGGGUGGAGUCAUCGCGUGGUUGGCUAUCGGAGACGGCAUGGAUCCGAUCUCGGAAGGGAUUUUGUUUGGAAUCGUGUGCGGUAUCAUGGUCUGCAUUUGCGUGAAGGAGCUCAUUCCGGCUGCAUACAAGCUCGCGAAGGACGAGAAUCACAUCGUUGCGUUCGGGAUGCUCGCUGGCAUGUUCAUUAUGGUCUCAAGCCUCACGCUGUUUGGCUACGCCGGUGUGUGA